AUGAGCGAUGUGAGGCAGGCCAUCCUUGACGCCCUGGGUGCUGCCGCGGACGCGAACCCAGACAUCCGUCACCAUGGUGAGGCACAGUUACAGCGGUUGAAAGAGAGCCCGGACAUCUUUUUUUCAAGUUGCGCGGAGUUGUUUACGGACGCUAGGGUGCCGACUCGGGGACGGCAACUUGUCGGAUACCUCCUUAAAAAUCAUUUGGCACAUCCAUCGUGUCUGCAGAACAAGACGCUGCAGGUUGCGGUCAUGGAGAGCGCAGUGGUGGACCCGGAGUGCGGCAUACGCGCUGUGGCAUGCGCCAUCAUCAGUGCUGCUGUCAGGGAAGCAUAUUGGCCGGUGCAGCCCGUCGUCAGUUCCCUCACAGGUGUUUUUUCCACACGCAGUGGGGAGUUACACGCCGUUCAUGGCGCAAUGCGUGCAUUGUCGCAGAUUGUUGAUGAUACCGUGCAACUCCUGGACAUGCGGCAACUCACUGGUGUUGUUGUGAGUGCUGUUUUGCCCUAUCUCGGAGCACAAUUUGGAGGGCGAGAGGGCCUGGAGGUGCAGCUAAAGGCAUUAGAUACAGUUUCUGUAGUGCUUGAGCAGGCGGGCUUUGAUUGUAGCAGCUUUUCUUACAGCAGUAUGCGUCCUUAUGUUCUAAAUGUCAUUGAAUCCUGCUUUAUGAAUCUGCAGAACCCGUCUUCUGCUCAGUUGUCCACCAAGUCUGUGAAGUGUCUUGUUUUGUCACUUGGAUACCACGACCUUAUAUCUGACGAGUUGUUUCAUAAAAUAACGAACCUCAUGUCUAUGGCAACAGCUUCACCAGAUGGAACAGAUGAGGACCUUCGCAUUGAGGCAACGGAGUUUUGGCGUGGCGUUUUGUGCUUUCCCAGGUUUGCAUCCCUGGUGGAGUCGACGCUAGAGAACAUCAUUCCCAUACUGAUUCGUUCCAUGGUGUACUCUGAAAUGGAAAUUAGCAUGUUGCAAGCCAGCGCCGAGGACUGGAAUGUCCCUGACAAGAUUGAUGACAUCAGACCAAGGCAUUAUCAGGCACGGGUAAACGAUACUGGCGCCAAUGAUGCGGAUGAUGAUUCCGAUGAUGACGACGGGGAAGUUGAAGAAUGGAACCUGCGGCGUGUGUCCGCCCUGACGCUUGAUUCCAUCGCUGAGUAUUAUGGUGAAAGGAUUAUUUUCACGGUUUUAACUGUAAUUGAGGGUAUGAUGCAACCAAACAACUCAUGGAAAGAGUUGGAAGCCGCUAUAUUGGCUCUGGGGGCUAUCAUGGAUGGCUGUUUUGACUCCAUGACGCCGUAUCUGCCUGAAAUAAGUACGCGGCUACUUCAGUUGCUUGGGGACCCCUCUGUGCACUUCCUCGUUUGGAAUAUUUCACUUUGGACGAUGACGCAGAUUGGAAAGCAUAUUGUUUCCGUGCCGGAGAAAUUGAAAGGCUUUAUAACGUGCGUUCUUCAGAAGAUGGAAAGUCCCUCGAAGCUUGUGCAGGAGGGUGCCACAGCGGCACUGCAGAAGACCAUUGUUCUUUGUGACGAAGGACAGCUUGACAAUGAAAUUCCUUUUAUAAUUGACUGCAUGGCAAGGUGUCUGCGCGGGUAUCAACUCAAGAAUCGUGUGUUGCUGCUUGAAACUUUGGAAACAUUCUGCGAGGCGAUGGGAGAACAACUGCGCGUUAGGCCGGACUCUGUGGAACUGCUGAUGGCACCCCUCGGUGAGAUUUGGGGCAGCACUCCCAACGAUAGUCCGCUUCUUUUCUCCCUGUUUAAAUGCAUCUCUGGUGUCUGCAGGGCACUUGGUGCAGCUGUGCAGCCGGAGUUGGCUAAAAACCUUUUUGAACGCUCUUACUGUUUACUUGUCAUGCAUGUGCAGGCACGCACUGAAGCUCGAAGGACGAAUCAAGAUCCACCGGAGUAUGAGUUUCUCGUGACAGCUGCAGAUCUUUUAUCCGGGCUAUUUGAUGCACUUGGCACGGGUUUGGGACCACUCGUCAUGCAGUGCCAUCCGCCACUUGUUUACACAGUGCUGGAGGCUCUCCGAGACGAGGAUGCAGAGGUGCGUCAGAGUGGCUUUUCACUUCUUGGCGACUUGUCAAAGGUCUGUCCUGUCACCGUGCAGGGCGAACUGGAACGUGUGGUGAAGGCGGCAUUGGAAAACCUGGCGGUUCUAGAUGAAAACACAUAUGGCGUCAUUAGCAAUAUCGGGUGGUGUAUGUGCAAUUUAUUAGAGAAUCAAAUGGAUAUUGAUAAUUUGUCCACGUUGGACGCAGCAAACGGAAUGCCACAGCUGUUUGCGGCGAUGGCCCGUAUUCUUGGAACCGUCUCCCACGCGGCUGAUAUGCGCAACAUGGCGGAGAACUUGUGUAUCUGUCUUGGCCUGAUGCUCUACGCCGAUCCUGGGGUGGAGUCUCAGUCCGGCUGCCAAGUCUCCCUUUUUGCCGACGCGUUUUGUUCGUACAUGCGCAAUGUGAAGGAUGUGCCGCACAAGGAGCAGGCGGUGAGCGGCUUUUUGAUGGCCGUGCGACAACAGUUACCGUUUGUGGUGCUUCGUCUCCACCUCUUUUUUGACCUCGCCCUCUCGCUUGCGUCGUGUCGUGCCGACGUCAAGCGGGCGAUGGGGGAGUUGCUGCAGGCGGCGAGGGCACACGCUGGCGCCCGAUGGACGCAGCAAAUGGCAGAGUACAGCGAGCAGCUCCGAACACGUCUCUACCACGUCUACGGCAUCCAGUGA
Messenger RNA from Trypanosoma cruzi, 2724 nucleotides. RefSeq lists its product as uncharacterized. The transcript has a single exon. Lineage: Eukaryota; Euglenozoa; Kinetoplastea; Trypanosomatida; Trypanosomatidae. Gene Ontology annotation, biological process: protein import into nucleus. Gene Ontology annotation, cellular component: cytoplasm; nucleus. The record is from RefSeq and is a predicted model, not a curated record. Gene Ontology annotation, molecular function: nuclear import signal receptor activity. Bases 1 to 2724 code for a protein of 907 amino acids.